AUGGACUACGACUACCGGGGAAUGGAUGCCGAUGACUCGGGCCCGCGCAUCAACAUCAGCGAGACGACUCCCAUCUCGACCAAGUUCGUCUUGAGCAACACUACCCUGUCUCUGGCCAACAGCGUCCGCCGUGUCAUGCACGCCGAGGUCCCCACUCUGGCAAUCGAUCUGGUCGAGGUGGAAUCAAACACUUCAGUCCUGGCCGACGAGUUUCUGGCCCAUCGCCUGGGUCUGGUCCCGCUGUCGGCGAAGAACAUUGACGACCUGCUGUACACACGCGAUUGCGACUGCGACCAGUAUUGCGAAAACUGCGCCGUGGUUCUACGUCUCAGUGCCGUCAACCGCAAUUCCGACGAGACGGUCAAGGUCUUCGCCAAAGAUCUCUACAUCGAUGCUUCCUUCAGCCAAUACCGCCCCAACGCCGAUACCGAUGGCCCUCAGCGAGGCGCCCCUGUCAUUAUGGAUCCCGAUGGCAACGGUCCUCUCAUCUGCAAGUUGCGCCGCAACCAAGAGCUCAAGCUCCGUUGCAUCGCAAAGAAGGGAAUCGCAAAAGAACAUGCAAAGUGGAUGCCGACAGCUGCCAUCUCCUUCGAGUAUGAUCCACACAACGCCUUGCGCCACGCCGACCUGUGGUAUGAAAGCGACAAGUUGGAGGAGUGGCCUGCAAGCAAGAACGCCGAGUGGGAAGAGCCGCCGCAGGAGGGUGAUGCCUUUGACUACGACAAGGAGCCUGACCGAUUCUAUGUCAACAUUGAGGGCACUGGUGUAAUGCCGCCAGACACCGUCUUCCACGCCGCUAUCAAAGUUCUGCAACAGAAGCUCGCAACCAUCAUCCAGGAGCUGUCACCCAAUCUCCAACAAGCACACCAACAGGAUUUGGCCCAACCGCCACAAAGUCCGGACAUGAUGGACAUGACCGGCGCUGCCACAGCGUACAACAACACAACUGCUUACGGUGCUGGUUCCGUAUACGGAGGUGGCUUUGGUGGCGGCAACACGAGCGCUUGGGGUGGUAAUGCUGGCGGCGCUGUACCUGGAGGCACUACCCCUUACGGUGCAACACCAUAUGGUCAAAAUGGCUGGUAG
This is a messenger RNA of Aureobasidium subglaciale EXF-2481, 1086 nucleotides long. RefSeq lists its product as uncharacterized. NCBI's taxonomy places the organism in Eukaryota, Fungi, Ascomycota, Dothideomycetes, Dothideales, Saccotheciaceae. The transcript has a single exon. Gene Ontology annotation, molecular function: protein dimerization activity; DNA-directed RNA polymerase activity; DNA binding. Bases 1 to 1086 code for a protein of 361 amino acids. Gene Ontology annotation, cellular component: RNA polymerase II, core complex. Gene Ontology annotation, biological process: DNA-templated transcription. The record is from RefSeq and is a predicted model, not a curated record.